AUCUUUAUAGCAGCCCUUUUAAUGUAUCGUGAAUCUGAGUUAAUUGAUUGCUGCAUUGAAGAUCCAAGCUUCUUUGCAGGCUGUCAUUUUUGAAUAAACCAUGAUUUUCCCACGAAUAAACCACAAUUUUCAUGGGUUAUUGCGAAUAAAUUAUGAUUCCCAUGAUCUGUCGCCAGGCAACAAGAAAUCACGUGAUUGAUUUUGACCAAUCGUGUGAGUAGAUUUAGGCCAUUGCACGAAGAUUGUAUAUGAAAUAUGAACAACAUAAUAUUCACAUACAACCACUUUAGAUGUUUCCAGUUUGCCAGCUGUGAACAUUGACUCCUUGAAGCUUGCCUUGCACAUCAUGAAACAACUAUUCAACAACAUAUUACACGUCUGGAGCAUUUAAUAAAGUUUUGCUGCUAUGCGGUCGUUAUAUCUUGCAUCGUUAAAUCAACAACUGAUUUUAAUCUGCCAACGUCACUGACAACGAUAAAUUACAAAUAUGCAUUGAAAGUCGAACAAAGAGUCUUUGAUUGUGCCUACGGUUGCUCUAUAAAGCGGCCAAAAUGGUCAGACCAGUCAUAUUUUGAAUCGUGAUAUAGCCACGUUGCAACGUAUAUGCCAAUCUUGCAAGUGUGUCGUAAUGAUGUCUUUGAAGCGACGCAAAAAGAAAUUCGUUAAUCCCGACAUUUCGCCGAAAGUUGACGAAACGCGGAACAUAUUUAUGAUAAUAUUAGUCAAUUCUGCCGCAAAGAACCGCCAACGCCGCGAAGCUAUCCGUCAAACAUGGGGAAGUACGGGUAAUUGCGAACAACUUACAGCAUUGGGAGAUGGAAGACUGAAAGAUCUAAGAUGGUUGUUGGUGUUUGUUGUUGGAAAAGCAGGACCGGGAACACCUGACGAUGAAUUAAAUGAAGCUGAAGCCAGACGGUACAAUGAUAUCUUGAUAGGCAAUAUCACUGACAACUACAUUAAUAACAUUAUCAAACUCUACAUGGGUCAUCUUUGGGCGAACAAAUUUGAUGUAAAAUAUACCAUGAAAACAGACGAUGAUGUUUAUGUGCGUAUACCUCGCGUGUUGGAGUAUCUUGUGAAUGCUAAACUUCCGAGACCCUUCUACGGAGGACAUUCUCACACACCACGUUAUAAUGUAAAUCGUGGAGUUGGUCACAGAUGGGCAAUGAGUUACAAGUACUAUGAAGAAGAGCGAUUCCCAACGUUCAUAACCGGGGCAUUUUGCAUCUUAUCCAGUGAUCUUUUAAACAAAUUAUUUAACUAUGUCCAUAUACGAAAACCAUUCCACAUAGAUGAUGCCUACGUUGGGGUUGCCAUGCGAGAUCUUGGAGUAAAGCCAACUAACAUCAUUUCGUUUCAUCAAAUAAACAAAAUGCGAAGGUAUGUAGCAUCUUUCAAAGACUGUGAGAUCUUCAGUUGGAAUGCUUUCGGACAUUCUUUGGAUCCACGAUCAAUUAAAGAACUUCAUGUUCGCGUGCAGACUCUUAUGUGUAAGAAUACCACUUUGGAUAUUGAGGAUCAUCGUUGCAGAAAGAAUGCGAAUUAAUUUGUUGCAUUUGACUUAGGUUCGACAGUAUAUACAAUAUAACCAGGGAGCAGCGUGGCAGCGUCUUCAAACAACUUAGCAUCAAAUCUGGUAUAACAACUGCCUAAAAUGGACAAAACACUUCUCGACAUUUCGACCUGAGGGCCUUCGUCAGGAGAGUUAGUCAUACUAUAGCUCCUGACGAAGGCGCUCAGCUCGAAACGUCGAAGAGUGUUUUGUCUAUUUUAGGCAAUUCAUACACACUAAAUCUAAUGCACAAAUUCUUUCUUUAAUUUUUUAAAUGUUUUGCUUUUUCGUCUAUAUUAAAACGGAUGUAUGUGUUCUGCGCAUAUAUUUUGCGCAUAACAAUGUUUGUUUUCAUAUUUUCUUCUCGUUCUCGUUCGACCGGGUGUGAUGAAUAUGCUUAUUUUAUAUUAUAUUGUGAAGAAAACAUAAAGCGAAGCUUGUGAAUAAACCGUUAUUUAAAACUUUAUAUAUUUGUAAUUAUAGAACAAGCGAGAAAGUAGCGACGACAAAUAGCGUCGCCAUCUCGUGUCCUCAUUCAACAAAUAAAUUCUUGAAGCAUU
This is a messenger RNA of Dendronephthya gigantea, 2112 nucleotides long. Its product is annotated as beta-1,3-galactosyltransferase 1-like. Gene Ontology annotation, molecular function: hexosyltransferase activity. Bases 629 to 1546 code for a protein of 305 amino acids. Lineage: Eukaryota; Metazoa; Cnidaria; Anthozoa; Malacalcyonacea; Nephtheidae. Gene Ontology annotation, cellular component: membrane. The transcript is spliced from 2 exons. The record is from RefSeq and is a predicted model, not a curated record.